Messenger RNA from Centruroides sculpturatus (bark scorpion), 3433 nucleotides. RefSeq names its product QRFP-like peptide receptor. The transcript is spliced from 3 exons. The record is from RefSeq and is a predicted model, not a curated record. Gene Ontology annotation, biological process: G protein-coupled receptor signaling pathway. Bases 126 to 1559 code for a protein of 477 amino acids. Gene Ontology annotation, molecular function: G protein-coupled receptor activity. Gene Ontology annotation, cellular component: membrane. NCBI's taxonomy places the organism in Eukaryota, Metazoa, Arthropoda, Arachnida, Scorpiones, Buthidae.
UCGAGUACUUUGUGAAGUUACCUCUUCACACACUCCACUAUAAGUCAGACGUUUGUCCUGGCAGUAGCGAUAUUGCUCCGUUUUGCUAGAGAUGAUUGCUUUUCUUUGAUAUAACAUUAGUGCCAAUGACAACUCCUGUAACAUAUUUCAACUUUACUUACAAUGAGAGUUCUACAAAUUUCGAAGAAACUCCUUAUCCAGAUUUCACGCAAAUUUCUGCCGUUUGUAUUACUUUCAUAGUUGCAUACUUCAUAGUUAUGUUACUGGCUCUGGUAGGUAACGCAAUGGUAUUCUACGUGGUGGUCAGUAACAGGAAGAUGCACACCGUUGUCAAUUAUUAUAUUGUUAAUUUGUCAAUUUGUGACUUUAUGGUCGGAGGGUUUGUAUUGCCUGUUAAAUUAUUAGAACUGACGGCUCCUGCCAAUUGGGGUGCCAUGAAUGAUAAUUUAUGCACCGCUAUGUCCUAUUUACAGACAAUUUUUGUAUUUGCCAGCGUUUUGACAUUAGUCGCUACCUGUUUAGAAAGAUAUUCUGCAAUAGUUCAUCCUUUGCAUCAUCGCAUAUUGCAAAGCAAAUCCAGAACUAAAAAUAUUUUAUUAAUUGUUUGGUGUAUACCUUGCGUGGUUGCGAGUCCAUUCCUUUAUCCAUCGGAGGCAGGUUCAAAUGAGUUGAGCAGUUCUUACGGAACUAUCACAAGACUGACUUGUUUCAUUACACUCGAACCGAAAUUUCGUCAAGGUUAUUAUACAUUCCUGUUUAUAUUUAUCUACCUUCUUCCUUUAAUAUUCAUCGGAGGAACGUGUUACCUAAUUGCCAGAUGCCUUCUUAAAGAGAUUGCUUUUCAUCGACAAGGUAGUCUUCGUCGUCAAGAAGCGUAUCGAAGAAAGGUGGCCAAAAUGGUAAUUAUCGUGGUGAUCGCUUUCACCAUAUCUUGGACUCCUUAUUUUCUAGUUUCAAUUAUUACUCAAUAUCAACCUGAAAAUUUUUUCGAACGUGAAAAUUUCUUUUUUACUAUGCUUUGCAUUAAUUUAUUUGCAUUCAUAAAUUCGUGUGUUAACCCAUUCAUUUAUGCUGUAAUGAGUACGCGAUUCAGAAGUGGUUUUAGAAGAAUUUUAAUAUCUACAUGUUGUAAUGUUUCUGUGGAAGCUUUUUCUUGUAACAGUACAAAAAAUAAAAAGUUGGGAUGUAAUCAUCAUAUUAUCAUCAGUUGCGAUAAUGCCAAUGCGACUUCAUCUGAUAGUACGUCACGUAGCGAUAGUGUUCAGCAAACUGCAUUACCAGCUGAAACAACUCGAAAAUUCAAAUUUUUCUUUCAUAUAAAUUCUAGAAAUAAAAACAAUAAAAAUACGAAAGUGCCAAUGAAAGAACUAAAUAAUAUUAAAAUUUUUGAUUUUCCAUCAAAAUACAUUCCAAAAUCUGAUUUUCAUGACAUAUCUGAUGGAUUAAUUCUUCGAAGUAGAUCAUUAGAAUACGGAUUACCGUUUCCAAAAUCAGUUAUGAAUAUGGAAAAUAAAACUAAAAAAACCUCUUCAGUGCCAGAUUUUAUAUUUAACUUAUAAGACACACCUGCUGAUUUUAUAAAAAUGUUACGCACCAAAGUUGUUAAAGUGGAAUGAAACUUUAUUAGUGAGAACGUUAUGACGGCAGUAAUAAGUGAUUACAAGUUUAUAGCAAAAGGAUAAUUUUCUGUGGAAUAUGCAGCGAUUCAGUUCGGUAUGACGUACACAGCAUCGUAUGCUAUCCUGCAACAGAUUUGCCACAGAUGUUUCAACUGUCUCGUCUCUCCAGAUCCUUCACAUGAGCAAAGUUGGCCUUCCAUAAAUGCUCGAUAGGCGACAAAUCUGGAGACCAAACAGGUCAAGGAAAUGUGACAACGUGAGUGAGACAUUCCUAGGAAACACUAGCUGUGUGCGGCUAAGUAUCAUCUUGCUAGAAAAUGACAGCUAGCAGCCAUGACAUGAAAAACAAUACAAGAGAGCGCAAUUUUCCGAAAGUACUACUGUGCCACCAAUGUCCUCGCACCAUUAACUAGGAAUGACCGAGUGUCAUACGAAACGGCUUUCAGCCCAGCAUGUUAGGUCCUUCACACACUAAUAUAGUGAUUAUCCGUUUCCAAACAGAACCAGAAUUCCUUGUUAAAGACAAUAUGCUAUCAGUCUAUUUUUCUUUGUUACGGAAUCACUACAAACUAAACUGAAUAUGAUGGAGUUCUAAUGACAGGGAAUUUGGGUCACAGUGCAUGCAAAUUUGCCCGCGAUAAUCGUCUACCAAUGGAAUACGAAAAGACAGGAUUUUGUAGAGAGGCUUGCAGCUAUCUCUCAAUAAUGGCACGGUCAGUUUUUUUGGUGAUCUGUUUGGAGCGUACAGAGCCUGUCUGCCGUGUAUGUUUUCUGAAAUAUCCACUGUUCCAACACAUUUCUUACAGUUAAGUCAGAACUACCAUGAUGGCGGACACUUUGACAAAACUGCCAUCCUGCUUCCUUAGUCCGAUGAUGAGGCCUUUAUAAAACUCGGACAGCUAUGCGAAAUGUCUUUUGACUGAGUGUUAUAGGUAUGCCUACGUUUCAAAGACCUCCAAAUAGUAAUUACACUUAAAAUUCUGACACACAGUGAGUGCGUGGGGCUUUUUUGGAUACUGAUGUAACGAUUUUAAGACAAUCUGAUGGCUUUAUCUAGCGUGCAAUUGGACCACAACUGUAACAAUUUACAAACCUGUCUGAGAUAUAGCUGAGAUAUGCCGAGUUUUUUUGUAAUCGAACAAUUGUAUCUGGGUGCGUAACAUUUUUGUUAAUGAGCGUAUAUUAUGUUUACACAGUGAAACAUGCUUUCAUUAUUUCAAAGAGAAGACUCUUUGAAUAUUAAUGUAAAUAAAAAUUGUGGUGCAUAUUUUCAAAGUUGUUUAACUAUAUAUUUAUAUAUUGAAUAAUAUUUGUUUGAUGUCUUCUGAGAAAUGAAUCGCUAAUAUACAGUAGUAUCAAUUAAAGUAAAUAUACCACCACCAUUUUUCUUAAGAAAAGACGAAAUCGGCUCUACCCGAGCCAAAUGAAAUUUUUCUAUCUGAGUUUUUAUUUAUGUAUUUUAUUUAUUAGAAAAUUUAAAAUAUUUAACGUAAUGUUCAAAAUCAAAUUACAAUUAUGCAUACAUAUAUAUGGUAUUUUGAUUAUUUCGAAUUAUACGAGAUAUUCCUAAAUAUUUCUGUACAAUAUGCCAAAUGUCAUGUAAGCGAUGUAAUUUAUUAAACAAACUGAAUACGGUUGCGUAUACAGAAGAUACACUAAUUUCGCUAAUUAAUAAUUAAUAAUAAUAAUAUAAAUAAACUCAAGGUAAGCAGCACGUAUUUCUGAGAACAAACACACAAAAAAUAAUUUCAAAACUAUUAAAAGAGAAUUGACAAAUAUCAAAAUAAGUUUUAGCUUUCGCUUCCUCUAUCCAU